This is a messenger RNA of Linum trigynum, 5515 nucleotides long. NCBI's taxonomy places the organism in Eukaryota, Viridiplantae, Streptophyta, Magnoliopsida, Malpighiales, Linaceae. The record is from the annotation of a GenBank genome assembly.
CAUGUAAUAGCUACUAAUAGUGGUAAGUGGAAAAUAAUAAUUUCAAACCGUCAAAUUCAUCCCUUAGUUACACACACUAGGACCAUGGAACAUGAUAAAUAAAUUUUCUUCGACAUCUUCUACAAACCAUCAUCUUAAAUCUUAAAAUAUAAUAAAAGGGAUUUGAGAAAAGCACCUAUCCACGUCAGCCUUGGAGAGCUCUCCUUAAUUUUCGGAAUUAGGGUAUUUUUCCCCCUUUUUUAUAUACUAGCUUUCUACCCGGCCCAUCGGCCGGGUAAGUUUCUUUUGAUCAUUUAAUUAGUUUUAUUUAUAAUGAGCGAUAUUUGUGCAUAAGUUUGAUACUCUUUGUUUUUGUCACUCAUAAAUAUGUAAUAUCGUUGUCGAUUAACACUUAACAAACAUAUUCGAAUGUUUGGAUUAAUCCUCGUCCAAAGGACACCAAUUAUGGUCUAUCCAGUUAAAUACCUAAAGGCAAUGUAGUCAAAAUCGCGAUUUAAAACAUUAAAACUUGCGAUUUUAUGUUUUUAUGUCACUAAAACGCUUCUACACAAAAUCUCAAUUUUUAUAAUUUAUGUAGUUAAAACUCCGUUUUAAAACUUAAAAACUUACGAUUUUUAGAUCACCAAAUCGUUUCUACAUAGAAACUCGCUUUUGACUACAUUGCCUAUAGCCUCAAAUAGCUUGUUCAAACAAUUAGAAAAUCAGGACAAACCAUGAAAUUAGAAAAGCCAAUUGCUCAUUGUAAAAUGGAACUGGAAUAAAGAGUUCUUACCGUUUGAAGGUCCAAUUUGAUCAUUUGUAAAAUUGAUCAUUGUAAAAUCAUACUCUAUUUUUUCAUCUGUGCAUUGAAGCAAUUUAAAAAGGAAAUUGACAAUUUGAUGGUAAUAAGGGGAAAUAAAGAAAGGAAAAGAAACCUAAUUGCACUCUACGUUGGAGGUCCAAAAAAGCUACGCAAGUCAUCCAUAUUUUGUGACCUGUAAAUGGAGAUGAAAAAAACAGAAUAACAGAGAUAUUGAAAAGCUUGCACCAAUGAGGUUGAAAUCUCUAAAAUGAAAUGGAGAAACAAAAUUCAUCAAACGGAUUUAUCAACCACGACAACUAUUACAAAUUCAGAAUGAAUGGUAGAAGAAGAUCACUAUUGAAAUUUUGUAAUCCACAUGAACUACGGCCAAAAGAUAACAAUAAGAAAUUGUAUGUUAUCUGAUGUCACUUUUGAAACACCAAUUUUUUAUUGAACGAAGGAACAACAUUAAAAUACACAUAAUGAAGUCGGCUUUUACAACACUUGGUUCCGCAAAUUUAGCGCAAUCGUCCUCGUUGCCGCAAUUACAUAUUUGUCGUCUAAUUUUGUUCCCCGCGUUGAAUCACAAUGCCUUCAUUUUUUGACUCCAUCGUGGAGUCGUCUCUUUAUCCAUCGUCAGAUUGCCGGAUGAAUAUGAGAGAGGCUCUGCUGACUACUUCUCUUUCGCUUUGUUACCCAAACACAGCACUGUCGUCGUUGCCGCAAUCAUCAUCUUCAUCGUCAUAUUUUGUUUUCCCUGCGUUGAAUCACAAUUCCUUCAUCGUCUGCAUCCAUUGACACAUCGUCGGGAGUCGUCAUAUCUUAAUCUCCAUAAUCCAUCAUCGGAUUACCGGAUGAAUAUGAGAGAAGCCCUGCUGGUUGUCCCGAACGUCGUUGCUGUCUUGCUGAACCGACAACCGCCGCCUUGAUGGCAAAUAAUUUCAAGCGCCGCCGCUGAAACCGCUCUCAGUGAAAUUGUAGGUUGUAGAACGAAAGUAAGGAAAUAACAGAAUAAGGGUGGAAGAAGAGAAAGAGAAGCGUUGUUGAUAUUGGGAUUUUCCAAAAGUAGAGAAAAUAGGCAAAUAGCGGCCGAGAGACGGUUGCGGACGGAAGAAAGGUGGCUUACGUGGACACUUUCAGGUUUCACCGAGGAUUACGUGGCAUAGGGUUAAAAUUAAAAGUCCUUUAAUAUUUUUAAAGAUUCCAUAUUUUUUUCCAAGCAUUUACCACCAAUUAUUAUUUGUUAAUCAACGUGUUCCUUCUGUUUUUUUGAACGAUUGUAUUUUUUCUUUUAUUAACUUUCCGUGCUUUUUUUAAUGACCCCAAAGAUAAAAGAUUGCAUGUAUUAAUGAAUUUUGAAAAACUGUAAAAAUCUUUUGGGAACAUGUAGAUCUUUUGGGGCAUUUUUAAACUGGAUUUUUAGCUUUGAUGUUUAAUAUGUUCUUAUUUAUAAGAAAAUUAUAUUAAUAAUAACAUAUCUAGAAUAUAUAUAACUCGAACUGGAUAACCGGUUGGGCACUGAAACCACUAAAUAAGUUACAAUAGCUAUUCGAUUCAUUUGAUUGGACGGUUAAUGAUACAUUGAACGAUUUUAACGAUUUGACGUGAAUUAAGAAGAACCACCCCAGCUUGAUUGACCCAUAGGUUUAUUAUUUAACUAUAAAAUAUUAAUAUAUAUAUUUUUACAUAAACCAAAACCACCCAACCUCAAUCACUAAUUAUAUUUAUAUUAUUUUCUUCAUUUCCCAACCUAUUUGACACCUCUAUUUGGUUCAGUACGGAUUUUCACAUGAUUACUAACUUGAAUUUAAUAAAAAAAAUUGAUUUCUUUGUUAGAUAGUUUGAAUAUUUAUUAAAUAUUUUUGGUGGUAGAUGAUAUAGGUUUUUGAAAGUAUUUAUGAUUAGUGAUAAAUGCACUUCUAAAUUAGUAUAUUAUGGCUUUUAUGUUAUAAUGCAUGGACGAUUUUAUAAAUGAUUAACAAUAUUUUAUAAUGAUUAACCAUUGAACUAUCAACCGCUAGCUUUUUUGGUUGAGAAACCAGAGUAUGAAAACAUAACAUUUUGUUAUAUAAAUAUUAUUGAUCUCAAAUACACCUAAAAUUUAUAUAAUUUUGAUCUAGAUGCAAUAAACCUCUUUAAAAUAAGCAUACGAAUAAGAAAGAUGAGAAUGUUUCAGUCUUGACUUCAAUUGAAUAGUUUUUUUUAACAUUUUCAGUAUUUUGAACUAAAAUAUUGUUAUAAUCAAAUCAAUUUUUUGUAAUGUUACAUAUAUUCAUAGAUUACAUUGUUAAAGAAAUACUACGUGCCCAAAGGGCAGGGUUAUGCUAGUUCGAAUCUUAACCCGCUUUAUCUCAUAUUAUUCCAACAUGUUUAUCUUAUUUUAACUUUCUUUCAUGCACAUUUAAGACCAUCUAGCUUAAUAUCGGAUGGGCCGGAGAUGUGCCCACGUAGCCGUGGUGGGCUUUAUCGGGCCCACGUACCUAAUCCACUACUAACUAUUCUUCACAACCAAACGCCGCCGUUUGGUGCCACUCACUGAUCUUCCUCUCCUUUCUUUAUUCAUUUGCUUGGAUCCUUCUUCUUUGCGUUCUUUGUUCUUCCUCGGCACUCAAAGAAUCGUCCACGUCUUUUUCCCCCCCGCGGGCUCUCUCUUGCAUUUUCUCCUCUGAUCUCCACUCGAACACUUCCCCCGCCAUGGAAAUCGAUUCCCCUCUUCCCAACGGAAACUCUCUCGCCGCCUCCGCCGUCCCACUCCCCCUCAAUCCUGCUUCAACCGUCGCCUCCCCCGCGCCGCCGUCCAACCUUUCGCAACUGACCGAAUCAUUGAAGCUCGAGCACCAGUUUGCCCGCGUCCCUUUCGAGCACUACAAGAAGACGAUCCGCGCCAACCACCGCGCCGCCGAGAAGGAAAUCUCAUCCGUCGUCUCCGGCGUCAGUGAAGCCGCCGCUUCCGAUUUGUCCAAGGACGACGCAGUCCAGCACCUCACCUCCCUCGUCUCCAAAUUGCAAGGGCUCAAGAGAAAGUUGGAAGAGGGUAGUCGUACUGAGAACCUGCAAGCACAGAGAUGUCGAGCUCGUCUCGACCACUUGGAAUCAGCAGAUGCAGAGAAUAUGGCAGAUUGGAGCAACACCCGUCUCAAGCGAAUUCUGGUGGACUAUAUGUUGCGAAUGUGUUACAAUGACACUGCAACGAAGCUAGCUGAAACCAGCAACAUUCAGGAUCUGGUUGAUAUUGAUGUAUUCCAAGAAGCGAAAAGGGUUAUUGAUGCUCUCCAGAAUAAAGAAGUGGCUCCUGCUUUAGCUUGGUGUGCUGAAAACAAGUCACGGUUGAGGAAGUCCAAGAGCAAAUUUGAGUUCCAGUUGAGACUUCAAGAGUUCAUAGAAUUGGUGCGAGCUGACAAUCACAUGGGUGCCAUUUCAUAUGCUCGGAAAUAUCUUUCUCCAUGGGGAGCUACCCAUAUGAAAGAAUUGCAGAGGGUUAUGGCCACUCUGGCUUUCAGGAGUGGUACUGUAUGUGCUGCAUAUAAGGUUCUUUUUGAACCGGAGCAAUGGGACUAUCUGGUGGACCAAUUUAAACAGGAAUUCAGCAAGUUAUAUGGCAUGACAGUUGAACCGUUGCUGAAUAUUUACCUACAGACCGGGCUAUCUGCCCUGAAGACCCCAUAUUGCUACGCUGAUGACUGUCCAAAAGAGGAUCCGCUAUCGCAAGAGAGCUUCCGGAAGUUAGCACUGCCUUUACCCUACUCUAAGCAGCACCACUCGAAGCUCGUCUGCUACAUAACUAAAGAGCUAAUGGACACUGAGAACCCACCUCAAGUACUGCCCAAUGGCUAUGUCUACAGCACUAAGGCACUUGAAGAGAUGGCCAAGAAGAACAAUGGUAAGGUGACCUGUCCAAGAACAGGGCUGGUCUGUAAUUACUCAGAUGUGGUGAAGGCAUACAUUUCAUAAACCCUAGAGCUCUGUAAAAUCCAUUCGACCUCGCUGAGAGCGCGCUUAACGCUGUUCCCAGCGAAAUUCUGUGAAUAUUAGUGAUGCGUCAUAAAGCAUGCCAGAAAACCUACUCCAUUGUGUAAUUCCUCUUGUUCCUUCGCCUUAGGAUUGGCUUGAUUGUAUGGAUACAUGCACAUUGUACAUAUUCCAUGUCUUGCUUCUAAGAACAAGAGAUGUUUAUGAGCUGUUACCGAGUGAACUGCAAGCAAACUUACCUAAACAAAGUUACGAAUCCCCUUCCAGUAGCCAUCGCAUUCGUGAGCGUUGUUUCCAAUAGAGCUCUCCACAAACAAGCCGUAGAUAACUCAGCUUCCGCUCGACCCAUCUCCCACCCAAUCCACUAGUGAAUGUGGUUUUCUCACCUGAGAUGGUCAGAGUUCUCAACCCGAGAAUUUGACUGGCAGAAUUCGAAGUACCUAUUUUCGCCUAUUGAAACAACGUGUACCGAGCUUGUAUCAACCAAAGCUAUUAACUCGUAAAACCAAAGACUGACUUGAGCAACAAUCUCCGCAGUCUCUUGAGUUGUUAGUUGUUACUCCAUCUACCAUCAACACAUGACAAACUGACUUUCCUUGCGGUCUUUCCAGUUUCCACAACCCGCUGUGCGCUGGUUGUCAAGGCCCACCACCAAAGAAAGCCUGUCAACUCACACACGUUCAAGCAUUGAAUAAGGCCAAGCCAAAGCCCAAACUCAGGCCCAACCUUUUCCUUCUCGGCCGAUAAUAAUAACGUCAAUUUCGC